Messenger RNA from Myxocyprinus asiaticus (Chinese sucker), 502 nucleotides. RefSeq names its product ankyrin repeat domain-containing protein 66. The transcript is spliced from 3 exons. Bases 1 to 492 code for a protein of 163 amino acids. Lineage: Eukaryota; Metazoa; Chordata; Actinopteri; Cypriniformes; Catostomidae. Gene Ontology annotation, molecular function: protein binding. The record is from RefSeq and is a predicted model, not a curated record.
AUGACGGAGUUGCAUCAGGCAGCAGCUGCUGGAGAUUAUGAUCUUGUGGAGGAAAUUGUGAGAAAAAAAUUGUGUGACCCCAAUCAGAAAGACGUAGAUUGGAAUAAUAAGACUCCUCUCCACUGGGCAGCGUCCAAAGGCCAAACAGAAGUGGUUAGGAUACUGAUUGAAAACGGAGCGAGGGCAUGUUUGAGGACGGAUAAUGGAUGGACGCCGGCACACUUUGCAGCGGAGUCUGGACGACUAGCAGUACUGCGACUGCUACAUUCUCUCCAUGCCCCUGUAGAUAAGGAGGACUCUUCCGGUGAUAAACCUGUGAGAAUUGCUGAGAUCUAUGGACAUGAAGAGUGUGUUCAUUUUCUUGAAAAGGCAGAGGAUGAGAGCAGAAACUAUCGUCAAAUGGUGAAAUUAAAUGGGCUGCCCUUCGACGAUACUGAUGAAGAAUGGGAACAGGAAAGAAAAGAGGACAAAAUGCAGGGGAAAAACAAUUAAAGAGCAGAUU